Messenger RNA from Alexandromys fortis (reed vole), 312 nucleotides. It is a transcript of the gene Pla2g2c, whose product is annotated as phospholipase A2 group IIC. The record is from RefSeq and is a predicted model, not a curated record. Gene Ontology annotation, molecular function: phospholipid binding; signaling receptor binding; calcium ion binding. NCBI's taxonomy places the organism in Eukaryota, Metazoa, Chordata, Mammalia, Rodentia, Cricetidae. Gene Ontology annotation, biological process: lipid catabolic process; arachidonate secretion; phospholipid metabolic process.
CUCCUGGUCUCUUCGGAAAUGAAGGUCAUUGCUAUAUUCCUUGUCUUCAUCUUCUGCUGGACGACCUCCACCCUCAGCAGCUUCUGGCAGUUCCAGAGGAUGGUCAGACACAUCACAGGGCGCAGUGCCUUCUUCUCCUAUUAUGGAUAUGGCUGCUACUGUGGGCUAGGGGGCAGAGGGAUCCCCGUGAAUGCUACAGACAGGUGCUGCUGGGCUCACGACUGCUGCUACCACAAGCUGAAGGCUGGCUGCCAGCCCAUCUUGAAUGGCUACCAGUCCAGCAUUGUCAAUGGGACUGUGGCUUGUGAGUAG